Messenger RNA from Durusdinium trenchii, 2247 nucleotides. Lineage: Eukaryota; Dinophyceae; Suessiales; Symbiodiniaceae. The record is from the annotation of a GenBank genome assembly.
AUGCAGAGGAGCCUCACGUCGGCGCGCACCUGGAACGUGAGCGAGCCACCGGCACUGCAAGCGAACUGGGUCGAUUGGACGCAGCACACCUUGACCAAAGGAAUUGUUCAGUUCCAAGAACAGUUUCUGGAGCCGACUGGAGUCUACAACUGGCUCAUUGCGCAACGCUGCUUGGUGGGCGCAGCUACCACCUGCUUCACCGCGCCGAUUUGUGUGCUGGGCAACAGUACGAAGAACUGCGCAGCUCCGAACGGAAGCUUUGGUUUGGUCUUGCCGGAGAUGCGGUGGAAUAUGAGCGACUUCCUUAUCACCCCGCUGAUGUUGCAGAAUGCCUCCAUCGCGGCGAACUUGUCUGCUUCGCGGUUCCACUUGCAGCCCACAUUGAACAUCACCUACAUGCCCAAGGGCUUGGAGCAGUUCUUAGGUGGCACUCUGCAAGGAGCCUUUGCCGAAGCUGUUGCAGUGAACUUGACCUUCUCGGCGGUGCGAAUGGCGGCCAACAUGACCCUGGGAGUGGAUCAGGCAGGCUUCAGCCAAGUGCCCAGUUUUCAGUACUUGGAGAGCGAAUGCCUUGGGUCCCAUACAGAGGCUUUGAGCUUGACACGCUUCCGCACCUGGUUCCAGCUGGAGCAGAUCGCACUCUCCAGCGAUGCCAGGUCGCUGCUCGCGAGCCUUUUGACGCUCAGUGGGCAGCUUUUAGCGCCAGCGGGCGGCUUACAGAAUUUUAGUGCCGUGCUCUUAGAAGGCUUCUUUCAGAAUCAGUUCGCUCCAGCGGUGAAUCAAAGCAUGGGCCAUUGGCUCACGAAGUAUCAGCACCAGACCUGUCCUCUUCCCAAAGGCCAAGGCGUUUACGAUCCCACAGGGCGCAUCCUCAUCCGGCCCACCUUUGGAAGAGUUUGCUGCUGGGUGGCCCUGGGCACAGCUGUCUUGGCCUUGCUCUUGGGCGCUAUCAAGCGAGGUCCAAGGAGCUAUUCCCACUGGUUCUCCGGAGCUCUGUGUCAAUGUGAAACCGUGCCACGAAGCCUAGCGGUCAUGCUCCCAGUGCUCAUCCUGGCGUGUUUGUGCUUCCUGCUGGGGUCGAACUACCUCUUGAUGGCGCAGACCUUCGUGAACCUGGAGCAGGCGCCAUUCUUUGUUUGGAACGCCUACCAGGUGAUGGUCUACUCGCUCUUCUAUUCUAUCGAUGCUCUUUACUACGAAGCGCAUCUCCAGGCGAUGUCCUGGGUGCUGCUUUGCUUUUCCGCGAUUCUCCCGUAUGUGAAACUGGUGAUGAUGUUAAUUUGUUGGUUGACGCCUCGUCGACUCCUUCCCCUACGGCUACGAAGCUGGAUCGUGGUCAUUAUGGACGACAUUGGCAAAUUCUCGCUGGUAGACGUGUUCACCGUCCAGUUCUUGAGCGGCGUCUUCCAUAUCGAGGUCUCUGGGGUCAAUGGCAGCGAAACAGCGCCGCUGCGGAUGGUGUUGCGGACGAAUGAGGAGCUGGGCUUUGCCGCCUUUGUCUUCGCCACGGUGGUCUCCCUGAUCAUCGGACACCUCUGCAGGCACUACCACCAGACCAGUGCCAAGCACUUCUUGAAUGCCGCCUGCAAUCUGGGUGACGUGGAACUCCAGGAACAGGUUAGCAGCCUGGGCAUGCCGCUGUCAGGUGUCGAGGCCAGCUCCUCGCGGCGAUCGCGCUGGCAGUUGUUGAUUGGUCCUGGCCUCGUCCUCACGUUGGCCUUGUGCAUUGUAGGCGAAACUCGAGCCUUCUCCGUGAAGCUGCACACCGUCUUCGGGCCGUUGGGCUCCUCUCAGUUUUCCCUCUUCCAGUUUGCAUGCAUGUUGCCCAGCUUCGCCGAGCAUCCGCGCUCCUUCCCCGCGCUCUUCAAUCAGGUUACCUUCAUUCUCUUCGCGCUGGGAGUCAACUACCUUCAGCUCAUACUGUUGCUGCUCCUUUGGUAUGGCCGUGUUCCCCAAUGGCGCGUGACCCGUCACAUCAACAUUCCGGCCGUGGCGCAUUGCCUGGGCGCCUGGGCGGCGAUGGAUGUGGCGCUCAUCAGCAUGAUCAUCACCAUGCUUGAGCUGAAGCAAUCAGACUUCGUUCACUUGGAUGAUGGCCAAAAGGAGCAGCUGAGUCGGUUGUCUGGCAUUGAUGUGCGGGGAGGAGACCAAGGCUUGAGUGUGGAUGUGGUCUUGGGCUCUGGCACGUACCUCCUUUUCGCCAGGUGGCGGUCCUCCUGCACGCUUGGAUCUCCCGCGCCGCGUUGA